CACACACUGGGCUGAGCUUCAGGUGAACGCGGCGGCACGCAAUGCUGCGGCUCUCAUUCACAUCAAUACAAGCUCGGGCUUAGUUCGCCGCGGACGAUGCUUUCUGACAGAUGAUUCAGUAAUUCUGAAAGUGAAUGUGAAAUCUACAGGAGGACCGAGUGUCCUGACCGAAGAGCCGUUAGUUUCUCUCAAGGAGAACGGAUGUUGUUUGUGAGUGAGAGGCUCAGGUGAAGUGCACAGAAAGCCACCUGAAGACAGAAGAGCUUCUCCUCGUGAGAUCGGACCCUGGACACUGAUUCGGUUCGUCCUGAGAAACGGCACCUUGAAAAAGUGAGGAGGGCUUUAAGUAACGCAAACGAGCGGAGAGGAUGUGAAGUGGUCAAUAGGCUAUUUAUUUAACGAUUCAUUUUUACUCAGGAUUAUGUAGGAUUCGUUCAGGUUACCCUCUUUGGGAAAAGUUCAGGAAAAGUCCCAGCGGAGGAAACGCUCGUAAAGCAUGGAUGCAGUUAGGUUUCCCGACUUUUUUGAGGAUAAAAACAAUCGGGAUCGCACACCUCGUGGUCUUUACUUCAUCAGAUGAGUCCAGUUUCAGAUCUCAAGAAGUUAUUUUGUGACACCUGACGAAGACCUAAAAUGCAGAAGGCAAACAACAGGAAGCUGUCUCUGUGCCAGACCCUCGCCCUCAUAACACUGAUGUUGUCUCCAGGAUGCCUGUCCUCUCUGCCUGGACCACAGAUGCAUAGCCAAAUACAUUUCAUGAACGAUUGGGCCCCGUGGGGCGGCUGGUCCGCGUGUUCACGCUCCUGUGGGGGAGGGGCCUCUGUCCGUACACGCACCUGUAUCACCAGGAAUCUGGUAGGAGGGCCUUGUCCAGGGGACACCAGACAAUACAAGAUUUGUAACACAAAGGAGUGUCCUGCUGACUCAAUGGACUUCAGAGAACUGCAGUGUAAAGCUUUCAAUGACAGACCCCUGGUCGCUGGCAGCAGUUACCGUUGGACUACCUUUCAUGGAGGAUCCGACCCAUGUGAGCUCAGCUGCCUGGCAAGCGGACACAACUUCUACUACAACUUUGGCCGAGUUCUUGAUGGCACACCAUGCCAAUCAGAUCAGGGGACAGUCUGUGUGAAUGGAAAGUGUCUGAAGCCAGGAUGUGACUUGAUCUUUGGAUCUGAGCAGCAGGAGGACGCCUGCAUGGUGUGUGGAGGCCACAACUCAACCUGCCUUCAUCACAGAAGCAUUUAUCAAAGCAACGGGCAGAACAACGGACUGUUUGGGUACAGUGAGGUCGCUAUGAUCCCGGCCGGAGCCACACACAUCAGAGUGACUGAUAACAGCAGAAACUAUCUAGCUCUCCAGAAUGGGCGCUCUCAGUUCGUCAUCAAUGGGAACUGGAAGAUCAAUAUUCCUGGGGAGUACAAAGUGGCAGGAACCAAGCUUCUGUACCGGCGCUCCGCUGAUACCUGGGAGAGUUUUGAGGUUCCAGGACCUACUCAGGAGGACCUGCACAUCAUGGUCUUGUCCACUGAUAAGAACUCUGGGAUUGAAUAUGAGUACUGGCUGCCUCCGGACCGCUAUGCCCUGUAUCAUGGGAGACGUCAGCUUCGGCAGCCUCACCACACAUCAAACCACUUGCCCUUUGAACUUCCAGCCACUACAGCUACUGCUACUACAACCACAACCACCACUACUACAACACAGCCAUUCACGAAACCUCGUUUCUGGGGUCCUGCUGCUCGCUGGCCUCUUCAAACCCCCCAUCAACAGCAGCCAGUACCACGUUUGGAAAGAGAUGAAAACCGCAGGAACCGACUGCCCGAAAUACAUCGUAGAGGCCACUGUGGGAAAUGUCGCCGGGUCCGAGGGAAAGCUGAGCGCCAGCGCCAGUAUUGCCAAAAAGAUUUUGUAUUUCGAGCAAAAGUGCUAAAAAAGGUCUAUCAUGGUGAGGAGACCCGCUACGAUGUGCAAAUCAUCCACACAUACCGCAACCGUUAUCGUCUGGAGCACCGGGAGUUCCUGUGGGCGCCCAACAGAUGUGACUGUCCCUUUCUGGAGGAGGGGCAUCAGUACAUUUUAAUGCUACGAAGGCAUAUUAAUUAUGAACGCACUCUCAAUCGUAUCCUGUUGGAGGAGGACAGCUACGCUCAGCCUUAUCGGGCACGUGAGGACAGCCUGCUGCGCCCCCUAGAGGAGCUUUGCGGUAACCGAGGGAGCCAGACUCAGUUCAGGGGGUAAACACACGGACAGUCACACUUAUUCUGAAGUUCAACUCUCAUGCCAAAAGACAAGCUGCGGACAGAAACCCAUUCUGACGUUGAAUUGAAAUCAGUGAUGGUUUUACUAAAGCAUUUUGCAUUCCUCAAUAAGGACAAUGGACACUUUGUCGGGAUGAAAUAUGUCCAUGAGGACAUGAGGCAAACCAAAGCAAAGAGAGUCACUAAAUGAAGCACUUUAGGUGGCCAGUCACCUUUUAAAACUUAUACACCAAAGUAAAUAAUAUACACACAAUUUAUGAUGCCUUUUCUGGCACCACGUGUUUGUUAAUGGCAUUGACAGCAUGUAUAGGAAGAGUUUGGUUCCAAAACGCUGUAAAUCCAUUUAGCUUAAUUUGAGUAAAAAUGCAUUUUCUUUAGAUCAAAAACACUAUUUUCUGUUUCAAACUUACACAUAGCAUCUUUUUAAAAAAAAUUAGAACAUUUUUUAAUUUUCAUAGAUUUAUUAUAAAAAAGUGAUUUAUUUUUCCCCCCAAAAUCCAAUAAACCCAUUACCCUUUUACUCUUACUCUUUUUUUUUUUUAAUUUAUGAAUUCAACAGAUCAUCUUGUUAAUGCUUUAAAUCAAUUACAACAAUAAAUGGAAAUUUCAGCAUGAACAAAAACAUAAACAACAUCACUUUAAACCAGACAAAUUCCAAAAUUACAUUUUCCUUAAAUUCAACUUCCAAGUGCAUUCAUCUAUGCCAUGUUACAUUCAUUUAGUAAGUGCUAUAGGCUUUGCAGCGCUGUAUAUAACAUGGCACUAUACACUUCUACUGACAAGCUACGCCAUAUCACAUGAUUAUGAAUGCUAUAUAGCAUAGCUUGUCAAUGAUCUACGGCUCUGUGUAUUAAACGCGCUCCAUCUAAAAGAAUAUGAAGGACAUUUUGGCAGAAACGUAAAAAAAAUGGCGUUUAUCGCGUGUUGGAACAAAACUCUUCAUAUCUUUUUAUGUGCAUUUUGAUGUUUUUAUAUAUGUAUUUAUAAGCAGGCAGUAUUUCUAGAGGAAACUUUGAAUUAUAUAUUUUGCCUUAUAAUUUUAAAUGUAUCACCAUCAAUAUUUUAGCUCUUAUCAACAGUUAUAAAGUCUCUCAGUGAUAUUAUAAAGAGUGUUUAUGGGUCACAUAUACAUUUACACAUUCAAGAUAAGCAUAUACAUAAAGCUGUCUAUGGCGUAGCGCUUUUGCCAAAGAACAGUUGUUUUCUGCUUUAUAUUUGGCAGCCGUUUUCCCUUUAAUCAUUAGCAGACUAACUAAGAUUAUCCUAUUACCUUGAUGUGGUUCUUAAAUUAUGGUCCAGCCUUUCUACAAAACACACACAAAUCGAGAAUGUGUUUUGUUAAAAAUAUAUUUAGAAAAAUAACUUAUCUUUUAUGACAGUGACAUCAAACUUUCUAACAUAAACAUGCAAUUAGGGCUAAACAG
Molecule: messenger RNA, 3679 nt
Organism: Puntigrus tetrazona (Sumatra barb)
Lineage: Eukaryota; Metazoa; Chordata; Actinopteri; Cypriniformes; Cyprinidae
Gene: adamtsl5
Product: ADAMTS like 5
Exons: 14
Coding region: 634-2235 (533 amino acids)
Biological process (GO): extracellular matrix organization
Cellular component (GO): extracellular matrix
Molecular function (GO): protein binding; metalloendopeptidase activity
Source: RefSeq, a predicted model, not a curated record